This is a messenger RNA of Adineta ricciae, 435 nucleotides long. The record is from the annotation of a GenBank genome assembly. NCBI's taxonomy places the organism in Eukaryota, Metazoa, Rotifera, Eurotatoria, Adinetida, Adinetidae.
AUGCAAGGAACAUAUCGAUAUCCUGAUAGCUCGGAGUACACAGGCGAGUGGAACGAAGAUGGUCAACGGCACGGUUUCGGACAAUUAAUAUUCAAUGAUCAAGCAAAAUAUCGCGGUCGUUUCGAAAACGGGCUUUUUGCCGGACUUGGCUCGAUAUCUUAUCCUGAUGGAUCGAAAUACGAUGGUGAAUUUUCUCAAGGUCGAUAUCAUGGUUUAGGUGUAUUUACUCGCUGUGAUGGAAUGAAAUACGAAGGACAAUUACAAGAAGGCAAAAUUUUCGGUUUAGGCCUUUUAACCUUUGCUGAUGGUUCACAUGGUUUACCACGGAACGAAGGUUAUUUCGAAAAUAAUAAAUUAGUACGACGCGAAAAAUGUACAGAUAUUAUACGCAAAGCCAUUGCUUGUGCUGAACGCGCCAAAUCUCAACACACUUAA